AUGGGAUCGAAAUAUUUGCCGAGAAAGAUUUUGCCUUCGGACGCGGACCUUUACACAAGGCUCAAAAACCUGGAAAAACAGCUUGUUUUGUAUGACAUCCAGGAAAACUAUGUCAAGGAAGAACAUAAAAAUCUGAAGCUCGAGUUGAUUAGGGCGCGAGAGGAGAUUAAAAGGAUACAAAGUGUCCCGCUGGUAAUCGGCCAGUUUUUGGACAUGGUAGACAGAAACCACGGAAUAGUCUCGUCUACUGCAGGAUCCAAUUACUAUGUGCGCAUCUUGUCAACUAUCAACAGGGAACAGCUAACUCCCAAUAGUAGCGUCGCUUUGCACCGUCACAGUCACAGUGUAGUGGAUUUGCUUCCACCUGAAGCGGACUCAUCAAUCCAGAUGAUGCAAUUGUCCGACAAACCUGAGGUGUCUUAUGCGGACAUCGGGGGAUUGGAUGCCCAGAAACAGGAGGUACGUGAAGCGGUAGAGCUUCCCCUUACUUGUCCUGAACUCUACCACCAAAUCGGAAUUGACCCCCCGGUUGGAGUGCUAUUAUACGGACCUCCAGGCACGGGCAAGACGAUGCUAGCAAAAGCUGUUGCACAUCACACGGGUGCCAGUUUCAUUCGCGUUGUAGGAAGCGAAUUCGUACAAAAGUACCUUGGGGAAGGGCCGAGAAUGGUAAGGGAUAUUUUCAGGUUGGCACGAGAGAACGCCCCAGCUAUUCUUUUCAUCGACGAAGUUGACUCCAUUGCAACGAAGCGUUUUGACGCUCAAACGGGCGCGGAUAGAGAGGUACAACGUAUUUUACUGGAGCUACUCAAUCAAAUGGACGGGUUCGACCAGAAUGCCACCGUGAAGGUCAUAAUGGCUACAAAUAGGGCAGACACGUUGGAUCCCGCCUUGUUAAGGCCAGGACGACUAGAUAGAAAGAUCGAGUUUCCUUUGCCCGACAGAAGACAAAGAAGACUUAUUUUCCAAACCAUAACGAGUAAGAUGAAUUUGUCAAGCGAUGUGGACCUUGAGAGUUGUACGUUGACUGUGUUAAGUGUUGUCAUUUUUUUGCAGUCGUCUCGCGACCGGAAAAAAUUUCAGCCGCAGAUAUUGCGGCGAUUUGUCAGGAAGCAGGCAUACAAGCUAUCAGGAAAAACAGAUACGUUGUCACCAACAAAGAUUUCGAAAAAGGGUGGAAGAGGCACAUCAAGAAACAUGACCGUGAUUACGCCUUUUAUGGCGUUUAGAGAUACACAUAUCUUAUGGCAAUUUUCAACACACAGUUAA
This is a messenger RNA of Babesia sp. Xinjiang, 1269 nucleotides long. Its product is annotated as 26S protease regulatory subunit 6B -like protein. Gene Ontology annotation, biological process: proteasome-mediated ubiquitin-dependent protein catabolic process. Bases 1 to 1269 code for a protein of 422 amino acids. Gene Ontology annotation, cellular component: proteasome regulatory particle, base subcomplex. The transcript has 5 exons. The record is from RefSeq and is a predicted model, not a curated record. Lineage: Eukaryota; Apicomplexa; Aconoidasida; Piroplasmida; Babesiidae. Gene Ontology annotation, molecular function: proteasome-activating activity; ATP hydrolysis activity; ATP binding.